This is a messenger RNA of Eutrema salsugineum, 279 nucleotides long. RefSeq names its product defensin-like protein 206. Lineage: Eukaryota; Viridiplantae; Streptophyta; Magnoliopsida; Brassicales; Brassicaceae. Bases 1 to 279 code for a protein of 92 amino acids. The record is from RefSeq and is a predicted model, not a curated record. The transcript is spliced from 2 exons.
AUGGCAAAGAACAUCAACUACGUCAGCUUCACAAUGCUCUUGCUUGUCCUCGUGAUAGCUUCAACUGGAAUUUUCAAGAGCGAGGCUAUUGACUGCGUCAAUAACAGUGCUGACUUAUGUCCUCUCCGUGUGUUCUACGAGGAGUGUGGGCCUAAUCCGUACCCAGGUACAGAUGCUGAUUGCUGUAACUGUUGCAAAACCACAUGGGGGAGUCCUCCAGUAUGUUGGGCGGUUGUUGAGGGAAACCCGAAACAUUGCCACUGCUACAAAAAAUUAUGA